Molecule: messenger RNA, 1982 nt
Organism: Dipodomys spectabilis (banner-tailed kangaroo rat)
Lineage: Eukaryota; Metazoa; Chordata; Mammalia; Rodentia; Heteromyidae
Gene: Klhl18
Product: kelch like family member 18
Exons: 10
Coding region: 16-1755 (579 amino acids)
Molecular function (GO): protein binding
Source: RefSeq, a predicted model, not a curated record
GGCGGGGGGCGGAAGAUGGUGGAGGACGGCGCGGAGGAGCUGGAAGAUUUGGUGCACUUCUCGGUCUCCGAGCUGCCCAGUCGCGGCUACGGCGUCAUGGAGGAGAUCCGGCGGCAGGGCAAGCUGUGCGACGUGACGCUCAAGAUUGGGGACCACAAAUUCAGCGCCCACCGGAUUGUCUUAGCAGCCUCCAUCCCCUACUUCCACGCCAUGUUUACUAACGACAUGAUGGAGUGCAAGCAGGACGAGAUCGUGAUGCAAGGAAUGGACCCAAGCGCCCUGGAAGCUCUGAUCAACUUUGCUUACAAUGGCAACCUCGCCAUCGACCAGCAGAACGUCCAGGCGCUGCUGAUGGGGGCGAGCUUCCUGCAGCUACAGAGCAUCAAAGACGCCUGCUGCACGUUCCUCCGGGAACGGCUCCACCCAAAAAAUUGCCUGGGUGUGCGCCAGUUUGCGGAGACGAUGAUGUGUGCCGUGCUUUAUGACGCGGCCAACAGCUUCAUUCACCAGCACUUUGUGGCAGUGUCUAUGUCAGAAGAGUUCCUGGCCCUGCCCUUGGAAGACGUGCUUGAGCUGGUGUCUCGAGACGAGCUGAACGUGAAGUCAGAAGAACAGGUCUUUGAAGCUGCACUAGCCUGGAUCAGAUAUGACCGGGAGCAGAGGAGUCCUUACCUGCCCGAGCUGCUAGCCAAUAUCCGCCUGCCUCUGUGCAGGCCUCAGUUCCUGUCAGACCGGGUGCAGCAGGAUGAUCUGGUGCGCUGCUGUCACAAAUGCAGGGACCUGGUAGAUGAAGCAAAGGACUAUCACCUCAUGCCAGAGCGCCGGCCCCAUCUGCCAGCCUUCAGAACUCGUCCUCGCUGCUGCACCUCCAUCGCCGGGCUCAUCUAUGCUGUGGGAGGCCUCAACUCAGCAGCAAAUUUUUAUGCAGGUGAUUCCCUGAAUGUGGUGGAAGUAUUCGAUCCUAUCGCCAACCGCUGGGACAAGUGCCAUCCGAUGACGACAGCCCGCAGCCGCGUGGGCGUGGCCGUGGUGAAUGGCCUACUCUAUGCCAUCGGAGGCUACGACGGCCAGCUGAGGCUGAGCACCGUGGAGGCCUACAACCCAGAGACAGACACGUGGACGCGAGUGGGGAGCAUGAACAGCAAGAGAAGUGCCAUGGGGACAGUCGUGCUGGACGGGCAGAUCUACGUCUGUGGGGGCUACGAUGGCAACUCUUCCCUGAACUCUGUGGAGACCUACUCACCUGAGACGGACAAAUGGACAGUGGUGACUCCGAUGAGCUCAAACCGCAGCGCUGCUGGGGUUACGAUCUUUGAGGGCAGGAUAUACGUGUCCGGAGGCCAUGACGGUUUACAGAUCUUCAACACUGUGGAGCGCUACAACCCCCACACGGCCACCUGGCACCCGGCGGCGGGCAUGCUCCACAAGCGCUGCCGGCACGGCGCCGCCUCCCUGGGCAGCAAGAUGUUCGUCUGCGGGGGCUACGACGGCGCCGGCUUCCUGAGCGUGGCCGAGGUGUACAGCUCGGCGGCCGACCAGUGGAGCCCGAUCGUGCCCAUGCUCACGCGCCGGAGCCGGGUCUCCCUGGUGGCCAGCUGCGGGCGCCUCUACGCCGUGGGCGGCUACGACGGACAGUCCAACCUGAGCUCGGUGGAGACGUACGACCCGGAGACGGAGCGCUGGACGUUCGCCGCCCCGAUGGCGUGCCACGAGGGCGGGGUCGGCGUGGGCUGCGUCCCGCUGCUCACCAUCUGAGCACUGCGCAGGCGCGCCCUCCGGUGGGGAGGCGGGCAGGGGCGGGCCGGGAGCCGAGUGGGGCCGGAAGUCGGGGCGGGCCGGAAGUGGGCUCCGACCGGAAGCGGCGGUGGGCCCACGCGCCCGCUGGAGGCGCGGCGGGCGGGCGUUUGCUUCUCCAGGUGUUUCAGCCGGAUCCUGGCCGCGGCCUCCGGGUCCUGGGGACGGGGACGGCGCCGCCGCGCGGG